AUGGCCGAUCUACCUCUACGUCCCUCCUACAGCAUUUCUCCCACUCUCGCAGCUUAUGAGGUGACUGCUGACCGCUAUCUAUCUCAACGAGCUGAAUUCACCGGCAUUGUUGGUGCAGCGAUCAUUAUCCACAAUGGCCGAGUCCUGAUUUUGCAGCGAGCAUCUGAAGAUGAGUGUCCAGAUGUGUGGGAAGUCCCCAAUGGCGGAGCAAUGGGUGACGAAACACCGAUUGAAUGCGCCGUCCGUGAACUAAAAGGAGGCCGAUUUGGCAGCGCCAUCCAGACCCUAGGUAGUCGCGGUGCGGAGAGUAUCGUGAGGACUCAGCUAUUUAGUCAAAAACAUGAAGACGCCCCGGCGGUUAUGCAAGGAUUUACUGAUUUCCUGGGCCGCCAACACGGGGGUGACAUUGGCUCUACUGCCAUCCUGCUUGUCAUCUCGAGCUUCUCGGACCCGGAGAUGCUGGUGGAGAUCAUGGUAGAUGCAAUUGCAGACGCAUCGUGA
Messenger RNA from Aspergillus affinis, 501 nucleotides. RefSeq lists its product as uncharacterized. The coding region runs from base 1 to 501 and encodes 166 amino acids. The transcript has 2 exons. Lineage: Eukaryota; Fungi; Ascomycota; Eurotiomycetes; Eurotiales; Aspergillaceae. The record is from RefSeq and is a predicted model, not a curated record.